Messenger RNA from Trematomus bernacchii (emerald rockcod), 876 nucleotides. RefSeq names its product homeobox protein HMX3-B. Gene Ontology annotation, cellular component: nucleus. The coding region runs from base 1 to 876 and encodes 291 amino acids. The transcript has 2 exons. Gene Ontology annotation, biological process: regulation of transcription by RNA polymerase II. The record is from RefSeq and is a predicted model, not a curated record. Gene Ontology annotation, molecular function: RNA polymerase II transcription regulatory region sequence-specific DNA binding; DNA-binding transcription factor activity, RNA polymerase II-specific. Lineage: Eukaryota; Metazoa; Chordata; Actinopteri; Perciformes; Nototheniidae.
AUGGCAGACUCUGAUGCGCAAGAGACUCGCCAACCUGCAAAAGACUCUCCGUUCUCCAUAAAGAACCUGCUGAACAUCGAAGACAAACCAGCGAAGCCCAAAAGCUUCCUCGGCUCGUCCAGAGGAGUCUUUGAAGGCAACUUCUUCUCUCGGCUCGGGGACUUGUCCUUCCCUCGGUUUGAGUUGCCCACACAGAGAAUUGGACUAUCAGCGCAGUAUUUGGAGAGAGCGUCUACCUGGUGGUACCCAUACACACUCGGGACUCAUCUCAGGACUGGAGGGUCUGAGAAGGCCAGCCUGAGAGAAGUUUCGCCGGCACCGGACUGCAGGCGAUCCCCGGAUCUCCAAAAAAUAGACCAAGAUGCCAAAGAGGAAAGCGCCGACGAAGAUAUCGCGCUGGAUGAAAGUGACUCUGAAGAGCCAAAGAAAGAAAUAGACCAGGAAGACGACUGGAGGAGGAAAACGGACGAGCUGGACUCCGAUAAAAAACACUGUCGAAAGAAGAAGACGCGCACGGUGUUUUCCAGGAGUCAGGUCUUCCAGCUGGAGUCCACCUUCGACAUCAAGCGCUACCUGAGCAGCUCGGAGAGGGCCGGCCUGGCUGCGUCCCUGCACCUGACAGAGACGCAGGUGAAAAUCUGGUUUCAGAACCGGAGGAAUAAGUGGAAAAGGCAGCUGGCCGCGGAGCUGGAGGCGGCCAACAUGAGCCAUGCGGCGGCGCAGAGGAUUGUGCGUGUUCCCAUACUUUACCACGAGAACGGAGCCCCAGAAUCGGCCGGGGGCCUCGCUUCAAACUCACCGAGCAGCCAGUCACUGCUGGCUUUCCCCCACCACAUGUACUAUUCCCACCACGUCCCACUGCUGAGGCCUGUGUAA